Molecule: messenger RNA, 516 nt
Organism: Paramecium pentaurelia
Lineage: Eukaryota; Ciliophora; Oligohymenophorea; Peniculida; Parameciidae
Source: the annotation of a GenBank genome assembly
AUGAAUUUUAAUUCAAAUCAUGAGAAGUUUUCUAAAAAUUAAAUUCAUCAUUUUUCAAGGCUAGUCUAAAUUUUAGAAAAAAAAGCAGUCAUGAUAAAUUUUGAUUACAUUAGAACCUACUCAAUGAUAAAAAAGAAAAUUAGCUCUAUAGAUUCAAGCGACAUAUAAUAAUUGAAUUAAUUAUAGUAAAAUUAACAUUCAUAGUAAUCAUUUCGUAGAAGUUCUUAAUUGAUGACUCCAAAAGGAAGUAUGUUAUAGGCAAUAUAAGAAUUAAAAAUCAAAAACAUAACUGAGUAAAUUAAUCAAUCAUAAUAUGAAACAUCUAAUACAAAAUAAGGAUUCAGAAAAAUUAUAGAAUUAGAAAGGAGAGCCAGAAAUAUCAAAGCAAAUUUAAAAGAUAAUAAAAUUAUACUCAAAUCAAAUGAAGAAAAAUUUUAUGAAAUUUGCUUGGCUGUUGUACUGAUAUUUUUCAUCUUUACAUUUACUUAUACAAUUAUCCAUGAAUUAAAGAAUUGA